This is a messenger RNA of Perkinsus marinus ATCC 50983, 299 nucleotides long. RefSeq lists its product as hypothetical. The annotation marks the transcript as partial. The transcript has a single exon. The record is from RefSeq and is a predicted model, not a curated record. NCBI's taxonomy places the organism in Eukaryota, Perkinsozoa, Perkinsida, Perkinsidae.
GUAUCAUCAGUGAUGCUAAGGAAGAGGCCGCUGAUGAGACUGCGGAUCCCGUAAACCGGGUGGCUAAGCUGACGCUUGAGAGUGCUGAUGGCUCUUUGGACCUCAGUAUUAGGAAGCAUCAGGAUUUACUACGCCGACUUAGAAGAUGGCAAGCGAAGGCUCUGAAGAAGGCGUACCAAGAACCCUCAUGGGAAGAAGCUUGGUUGAGUCUUUUAUUAUGGAAGCAGUCUUCUUCGAAGGAGCUUUCAUUAAUUAAGUCAGUCAUCUUGGGUACCACCGACGCUGAGGGUAAGCACAAG